Haliotis rubra (blacklip abalone) is the source of this 526-nucleotide messenger RNA. Its product is annotated as tenascin-like. Bases 77 to 526 code for a protein of 149 amino acids. The transcript is spliced from 4 exons. Lineage: Eukaryota; Metazoa; Mollusca; Gastropoda; Lepetellida; Haliotidae. The record is from RefSeq and is a predicted model, not a curated record.
CAGUUCUUUAUAGUGACUACGUCAGUAUCUCGUGAACGUAGGAUUAGUUUGUGGAAGUGUACUUUGCUGCAACAUCAUGGCCUGGAAGACUUUGUGGAAAUACAUGUACUGUAUUAUUUUUGCUGCUGCAUACCAAGGCCUGAUGAGAGACUGCACAGCAACAAACAUAACUGCGAAGACAGUUCCAGCGGCUGUCAGUCCUCAAAUCAACGCUGGGAAAAGCUGUCCGGUCAACUGUUUGAGAGGAACCUGUACAUUUCUUGAUGAUGGAAGUAUUGAGUGCACGGAUGGGUGUAACGAUGGGUACAUGGGGAAAAUGUGUCAAGUCCUGUGCAUGAACAAAUGCUCAAAAUGUGAUCGAAAGAAUGACGGCGUCUGUAUCAAGUGUGAUCACGGAUACUUUGGUAAACAAUGCCACAAAUGUCCAAAAGCAUGUGGGGGACAAGGAUGUCUUAGUGAUGGCAGCUGCAAGAAGGACUGUUUAGCCAUCCAUGUCUGUGGGAAUCAAUGUUUGCCCGGAUAUUAG